Messenger RNA from Daldinia vernicosa, 1170 nucleotides. RefSeq lists its product as uncharacterized. The record is from RefSeq and is a predicted model, not a curated record. The transcript has a single exon. Lineage: Eukaryota; Fungi; Ascomycota; Sordariomycetes; Xylariales; Hypoxylaceae. The coding region runs from base 1 to 1170 and encodes 389 amino acids.
AUGUCGAUCCCACUACCUUCAACCUUAUCCUUCUACCCAGCUAACGCUCCGACGACAAGUCUCUGGCCUGCCGGAAAGGGCGCCGCAGAGAAACAGCAAGAUACGGGCGUUAGCUGCCAAUUCAUAACCUUCUAUCACACAUGCGGGUGCAGAUCUAGCAAAGAAUCUGUUUACCUUUGUAGCACUGGUACAUGCCAGCACAAGAAAUCAACUGUGCUAUUAGGGGAGCUGCCAUUCGCUUGUGGAUCGUACCCGGGACGGUCAGCGGCGUGCGGUGUUGAAGACCUAGCUAAAAGAGAGUUCGUCAGAGAAGUAGACACAGCGGACAGACUUGAAAAGCUACUGGUUCUCCCGGACUGUACCAAGGCUGAUAUUGAUAUUCUAAUACCGCCGUUUCAUAAUCAAAAUUGGCAUGAACAUAUCUACAGGCACUACCAGCAAAGGCGAAAUCAGAGCAGCGUCAUAUCUCCUCCACAACUUUCUCCAAGCAAUGACCGGGAUGUCGAGGGAAAUGACGUUAAUAUUGAAGAGGUUGUGCGAAGACUCUUGUAUAAAUAUAAGAUACAAGAGGGGGGUUAUAAAGAAAGCAUGGUGGAAAGAUUCGUAGAGGAGCAGCAGCAACAACUCAGUUACCAACAAUUAGAAAAUUCGGAAAUUGGUCAAGAAGAUAAUAUGGAGUUAAACACCCCUCCAGUAGGUGAUCAUUGGGGUACGAUCAAGUACGCCGAGAGCCUUGGGAACGACGAUCUGGAUGAUGCGGUAUGUUAUGAUAAUGAGACCGCCACCAACACCGUCAUGUUCAACUUCGAAGAUGAUACGGGGGGGUCUAUAUAUGGUCUCGAGAUAAGCUAUACCAGCCCGUCAGCCGCAGUAGAAAGCGCAAUUGACCUGUAUUUCGACGACUAUCCCCUGGGCAAUUCUUACCAGGACGUCGUCACCCCUAACUCGGAGACCCCUGAUGUACCUAGGUAUUUCGACGACAGAUACGGCGGCGCGGAUGAUAUUACGGAUGACUUCAUUGAUUUUCUUGCCGAGAAGGAGGAGAAGGAGAAGGAGAAGGAGAAGGAGAAGGAGAAGGAGAAGGAGAAGGAGAAAGAGGAAGAGGAAAAGCCUCAGGGGAGAAGCCCGGUGAUAAGAAAAUUUUGGUCAUACUUUAGAGGGUCUUCUUGA